This is a messenger RNA of Phytophthora infestans T30-4, 1302 nucleotides long. RefSeq lists its product as uncharacterized. Gene Ontology annotation, cellular component: Golgi apparatus. Gene Ontology annotation, biological process: mannan biosynthetic process. The transcript has 3 exons. Bases 1 to 1302 code for a protein of 433 amino acids. Lineage: Eukaryota; Oomycota; Peronosporomycetes; Peronosporales; Peronosporaceae. Gene Ontology annotation, molecular function: alpha-1,2-mannosyltransferase activity. The record is from RefSeq and is a predicted model, not a curated record.
AUGCACCAACUAUUGGACGCUGAAACACCGCCGGAUUUGCGCUGUAUAGGCUGGAAACAAACCGACAGUUGCGAUCUCAAGGCGAAAGAAGUGCCUACCAAGAAUCGAGGCUGCGACCAGUUCGUGCGUGGUGGAAUUGGCGGUUAUUGUCUGAUGAAAGAUGGGGAUACUGGACAGGAGAUUCGGGUGAUGCACACAGCGUGUGAUUCUUUGCACCCCAGUGUGACGCUGAGCAUUUUGAUGGUAAUUUAUCCGAAGCUACUGGUGAGCGCAUACGCUUCGAUUCGUGCAUUGCGAGCAGUGAAUUGUACGCUGUCAGUGGAAUUGUGGUAUAUCGAGUCUGAAAUGGACAUUGGCAAUGGAGCUUCUUUGCUAGCUGAUAUCCCCAAGAUACUACAGGAAGAAUAUGGGCCGUUAACGUUGCGUUCGAUCACAGAUGCAAGAGUAGCAGGCUUCAACUCGAAGGUGUAUGCUAUCACGCACACUGAGUUCGAACAUGUUUUGUUCCUGGAUGCAGAUAACGUCCCGGUUCGAGAUCCUAGUUAUUUGUUUAGUACCCCCGAGUUCGUGAAAACUGGAGCUAUUCUCUGGCCGGACUUUUGGCAUCCAGCAAACACGAUUUUCAACAUCAACGAAGACUCGUUACUAUGGGAAUUAUUAGACAUGCCAUUUACAGACAUGUACGAGCAGGAAAGUGGACAGCUAGUGAUCGACAGGACGAAGAGCUCAGCGGCAUUGCGCAUGCUAUCCCUCUUCGCCUUUCACGACCCAAAUCUGUUCACUCGAUAUAAAUUGGUACACGGUGACAAGGACCUUUUCCGUCUUGCAUGGCUCAAAACCAAAACUCCUUUUCACAUGAUCGCCAACCCACCAGGAAUUGCUGGUACAGUGCGUGAGACGAAGUUCUGCGGCAUGUCGAUGGCUCAAUUCGAUACGGAUGGUGAAGUAUUAUUCCUACACCGCAAUGCUAAAAAGCUGAAAGGUGGACUUGGAGCAAAACGCAAACCUGAUGAGCAAAUUUGGUCACAUUUGCAGCUUUUCCAGUACCGUGCUUCUUCAUCCCACGCAUCCGAAAAAUAUUCGGUUCACUUUUUUAAUGGUGCACCCGAGUUCGACCAGACACAAUGGUGCUAUGGCGAGUCGAAGCUGGCAGCACCCAAUUUUAAAACUAUCGCGUGGGAAGACACAGCGUUUCCACACGUGGAGGAAAAGUUGUUGAUGUAUGCGAAUGAGGCAGUGGCACUAUUGCCGACGUCUGCAGUGGAGUACAUUGUGCAAAGUGACCGCGAGGAGGCAAGUUGA